GAGAGCUCUGAAAACAAUUUUAAGAUGGCGACGGCGGCGGCUCGGAAAACAAUGGGGCCGGGGCGGCGGGGACAGGCCAAGGCCUGAAGUGGGCAGCGAGCGCCGGCUGGGGGUCGGGCCGAGCGGGGCAGGAGAAAGACCCACCGCCGCGCGUGAGCCCGCUCCACAGCCUGCGGGGGCAUGGCGCGGCCGUGAGGCGGACCGGGGCUGCCGCAGGGAGCGGAGCCCGCAGUGCCAGCCGGCCCCGAGAGGCCCGGCCCGUGCAGCCCGCGGCCCAUGGUGCUGCCCACCUGCCCCAUGGCGGAGUUCGCGCUGCCGCGGCACAGCGCGGUCAUGGAGCGCCUCCGCCGGCGCAUCGAGCUGUGCCGGCGCCACCACAGCACCUGCGAGGCCCGCUACGAGGCCGUGUCGCCCGAGCGCCUGGAGCUCGAGCGCCAGCACACCUUCGCCCUGCACCAGCGCUGUAUCCAGGCCAAGGCCAAGCGCACCGGCGCUAAGCACCGGCAGCCGCCCGCCGCGGCUCCGGCCCCGCCGUCCGCCCCGGCCCCAGCGUCCGCCGCGCCCGCCCCGGCCCCGCGCCUCGACGCCGCCGACGGCUCGGAGCUCGGCCGCCCGGCCGCGCAUCUUCAUGAUACGGUGAAGAGGAAUCUUGACAGUGCUGCCUCCCCUCAGAAUGGCGAUCAACAGAAUGGCUAUGGAGAACUCUUCCCUGGGCAUAAGAAGACCCGCCGGGAGGCCCCUCUGGGAGGAGCCGUCUCUUCCAAUGGACUGCCUCCAGCCUCCCCGUGUGGGCAGCCUGACAAGCCUCCUGGGGGAGAGGCCUUGCAGUCCAGUGGGAAGCACCCUCUGGGGCUGGACUCUGUCAACAAAAAAUGCCUGGCUGACUCGAGCCUCCACUUGAAUGGAGGGAGUAACCCCAGUGAGUCAUUUGCUCUGAGCCUGGGUAAAGAACUGAAGCAGGAACCUGUCGAUGACCUACCUUGCAUGAUUGCUGGGGCUGGAGGCUCCAUAGCGCAAAGCAACCUCAUGCCUGACCUCAACCUGAACGAACAGGAGUGGAAGGAGCUCAUCGAGGAGCUGAACAGGUCAGUGCCCGAUGAAGACAUGAAGGACCUGUUUAAUGAGGACUUUGAGGAGAAGAAAGACCCAGAGUCUUCUGGUUCUGCCACACAAACCCCCUUGGCACAGGAUGUUAAUAUUAAGACGGAAUUCUCUCCAGCAGCCUUUGAGCAAGAACAGUUAGGCUCUCCACAAGUGAGGGCUGGGUCUGCAGGACAGACCUUUUUGGGGCCUUCAUCCGCCCCUGUGAGCACAGAUUCUCCCAGCCUGGGAGGCUCUCAGACCCUGUUCCACACCUCUGGUCAGCCUGGGGCAGACAAUACCAGUCCAAACCUGAUGCCGGCAUCAGCCCAAGCCCAGAAUACACAAAGAGCGCUCGCGAGUGUAGUGUUGCCUACCCAGGGUCCAGGAGGGGCCUCAGAGCUGUCCUCUGCCCACCAGCUCCAGCAGAUCGCUGCCAAGCAGAAGCGCGAGCACAUGCUCCAGAACCCACAGCAGGCUGCCCCAGCACCAGCCACCAGCCAGAUGUCCACAUGGCAGCAGACGGGGCCCUCCCACAGUCCCUUAGAUGCCCCUUACCCCAUGGAGAAGCCUGCCAGCCCUCCUGGCUAUAAGCAAGACUUCACUAACUCCAAACUGCUCAUGAUGCCUAGUGUGAACAAGAGUUCCCCUCGGCCUGGAGGACCCUACCUCCAGCCCAGCCAUGUGAACCUGCUGAGUCACCAGCCACCAAGUAACUUGAAUCAGAACUCUGUGAAUAGCCCAGGGUCGGUGCUGGACUAUGGCAAUACCAAACCCCUUUCUCAUUACAAAGCAGACUGUGGGCAAGGCAGCCCUGGGUCUGGCCAGAGCAAGCCAGCCCUAGUGGCUUAUCUUCCCCAGCAGCUGUCCCAUCUGAGCAGUGAGCAAAACCCCUUGUUUCUGAUGAAACCAAAGCCAGGAAGUAUGCCCUUCCGAUCACUAGUUCCACCUGGCCAGGAGCAGAACCCUUCCAGUGUCCCUGUACCAGCCCCGGCCGCCAGUGUUGGGACCCAGCCGCCUGCUGUGUCCGUGGCCAGCUCUCACAACAGCUCCCCCUAUCUCAGCAGCCAGCAGCAGGUGGCUGUAAUGAAGCAGCAUCAGAUGAUUUUGGACCAACAGAAACAGAGGGAGCAGCAGCAAAAGCAUUUGCAGCAACAGCAGUUCCUUCAAAGGCAACAGCACCUUCUGGCAGAACAGGAGAAGCAGCAGUUUCAGCGCCAUUUGACCCGCCCACCACCCCAGUACCAAGACCCAACACAAAGCACCUUUCCGCAGCAGGUCGGACAGUUCCCAGGGUCGUCUGCUGCCAUGCCUGGCAUGAACAGCUUGGGUCCGUCCAACUCCAGCUGUCCUCGAGUGUUCCCUCAGGCUGGGAGUCUGAUGCCAAUGGGCCCUGCACACACUUCGGUUUCCUCUCUGCCCUCAAACUCAGGCCAGCAGGACCGGGGUGUGGCUCAGUUCGCCGGCUCCCAAAGCUUGCCUCAGAGCAGCCUGUAUGGCAUGUCCUCUGGCAUAACCCAGAUAGUUGCCCAGCCCCCCACACAGGCCACCAACGGACAUGGCCACAUUCCACGGCAGACCAGCGUGGGCCAGAACACCUCGGUUUCAGCUCCCUAUGGGCAGAACUCUCUAGGAAGCUCUGGCCUCUCCCAGCCGCACAAUAAGGGGACCCUCAGCUCUGGUUUAACUAAGCCACAGGUCCCAAGGGUGUCAGCCGCCGUUGGAGGCCAGAAUCCCUCAUGGCAACAUCAGGCAGUGCCGAACCUGAGUGGCCAGAGCCCAGGGAACAGCAGCGCAAGCCCCUUCACUGCAGCCUCCGGCUUCCACAUGCAGCAGGCCCACCUGAAAAUGGCCAGCCCGCAGUUCUCCCAGGCGAUGCCCCGCAGGCCCAUGGCCCCCAUGAGCUCAGCAGCUGCGGCCGGGUCCUUGCUGCCCCCGGUGAACGCGCAGCAGAGGACCAGCGCCCCUGCCCCAGCACCUCCCCCGGCAGCCGCACAGCAGGGCUUGCCUGGCCUGAGCCCAGCAGGGCCUGAGCUGGGGGCCUUCAGCCAGAGCCCAGCCUCACAGGUGGGCAGCCGGGUGGGGCUGCCUUGCGCCCAGGCCUACCCCGUGCGGACCGCGGGCCAGGAACUGCCCUUUGCCUACAGCGGGCAGCCGGGCAGCAGCGGGCUGUCCAGUGUGGCUGGGCACACCGAUCUGAUUGACUCCCUGCUGAAGAACAGGACUUCAGAGGAGUGGAUGAAUGAUUUGGAUGACCUUUUAGGGUCUCAGUAGUGGAGGGAUUUGUGGUGGUUUUAGCAUUCAUACAUCGUAUAUUUUUGUUCUCAGAUUCAAGAAAGAGCAAUUACUUUGGACCAAAAGCGUAUGGCCCAGGGAGCUGGACAGGCAGAGCCCAAGCCCUGGCUGCGGCCUGGCCUGCUCAGGGUCCAUGGGCUUGUGGCUCCCUGGCCAGCAGUUGUCCGCUGGGCUGGCCCUAGCCCGGCUGCUGGCAUCAUUACCUGGUAUUGGGACAGCAGGAUAGGAUUCUAAAGGUGGUUUUGUAUCCAAAUGACCAAAAAACCAACAGUAACAACGGUGAAACCCCACAGUGUCAGGCUUAUAAAAACCUUUGCCGUCAUGUUGACUUUAUCCAAGAUUUCUCCACUUUCCCCAGUGUUGGGGACAAGUUUUUGUUGAAACUUUAUAUAGCAGAAUUUUUUGCAAUUUGUAGCAUAGGAAAGAUUUUUUUAAAAAUUUUAGGUUUUUAAACAGAUUAGGAUAGGUGGUGGUUUAAGUCAAUCAAGGGGCAUUGGAGACCUAGGGUUUCCUUUCGAUCAAGAGCCUUUUUUGUUUCUGCUCUUUGUCAGCUCUCAAGGGAGAAGGAGGCCCUUGGGAAUCAUUUCCAGAGUGCAGGCUGUGACUGCGCGUGCCAAGAAGGAGCAGGAUGCCGUGGGACGGCAGAUCUGGUGACACAGACAGGGUCUUCCUAGCAGCUCCUCUUCCUUCCCAGGCCCCCAGGAGCCCCUUCCUGCCAUGCCCUGGCAGCAGGAGCCCAGGGGAAUGCUGCAAGUAGAGAUUUGGGGUUCCUGCGCCCUCUGUCAUGCCACCCCACCUUCUGAGGUUCCUCUGAACACUCAUGUUGAACGCAGGGAGAGCGUGGUGACUGUGUGGCUGUCACAGGUGUCUUUCCUUUACCAGUCUUCAGUUCCCAUGAUCUUUCUCUCUGCCUCCUCUUCUUCCUCUCUCCAGCCAAAGUGGAAAGCAAUGAUUUACUAAAUCGGAGGGGAAAGAAAGUCACUAGAAUCCCUGGGGGCACCUUAGCAUUGCACAGGUUUUCGGGAAGGAGGCUCAAGCUGGCCCACAGGGAGGAGCUCUACUUUCUGAACGACCUCUGCCACUCCCGUGUUGGACGACUUGCACUUUUUAAAGAGAUUGCUUUAUAACACUAACACAAAAGAUUCAGGUGGACUUGACUAACCCAGGAGUCCACGAGAUAGAACGCGGCAUGUGGGCUGUUUGUGAAAAGGGAAGGGCAGAGAGGGCCCUUCCCCAUGGCGAAAGCACAGCAGUAAGCGCAGGGCGAGGGCUUCACACAGAGCCGUGGAGAGAUGGGAGUAGCUGAAGAGUGGCAUCCGUGCAGAGUGGUGUUGAGAAACCGCAGCCCCAUUUUCAUUUCCAUGCAGUGUCAAAAUGCAUCAUUCAAGGAGCAUCACACAUAAAGAACUGAGCCAAGGAAAGUAUUCACGCAACCAGCCUAAGUUGCUUUGAGAGGCUGAGAGGGUUGUACAUGCAUUGGUAAUUAUUUUGCACCAGCAGUGCCUUUCUCACUGAGGUUGCUUAGACCCUCAGAUCUUCGUCUCUAAUAGCCAUUUGCCACCCUUGGUGGCGUAUGGGCCAUUUCCCCUUAAAACACCCUCCCUGCCUUCCCCAUAUGCUUAGUUUAGCUCUCAGAGAAGGAGACGAAUCAUAAAGCCACCCUCUGAGUGAGUUCCCCAAUCUGCAGGGGAAGGGAGUGACUUCAGCAGGUUUUCUGCCAAAAAUAGGGCUGACAGCUGGUUAUGGAUCCUUUGCCUCUCCUAUCUCCCUCCAGCUGCUGCCCGCCUCCUGCCUCUGUCCCCAGGGCAGUCGCCGGCCCCUGCACUCUGCCUUAGUCCUGAGCCGGCCACACAGCCUGGGGCUCCUCACUUGCUGCAAUGUCAUAGCAAUAAAAUGUGAUUCUUGGGGUCCCCCCAGGAGCUGCCCAUGGCUUUAUUUAUAAAUCUGGUUUUGGGCGUCAGGGGAGGAGAUGCCUGCUUCUGCACAGCCCCAUCUUCCGGGAGCCACGACUCAGAAGGAAAGGGUGCUCGGACUUACUAUACACAUUCGCUUUGUGUAAAUAAAUGUUUACAAUUUUAUAUUAAAGACGGAAUAAGCGUUAGAGCUUCCAACUGUAUAUUUUUUACUUUUAUAGAUUUUUAAACUAUGAUCUUAUAUAUGUGUUUUGGGGGAUCUAUGGUAAGUUUUAUGGCAAACGGUUGGUAUUGUUAACUUUUUAUUGUCAUCAAAAGUGCAUAGAAAUCCUAUUAAUCCCCUUAUUCUUCUACUGCCCUUAACUCUGGUAUACACCAAAAAAAAAAAAAUCUUGUUUUAUCAUUAUAAAAAUAAUAAAAGUAUUUUGCUAGUAUGGAAA
Molecule: messenger RNA, 5728 nt
Organism: Lemur catta (Ring-tailed lemur)
Lineage: Eukaryota; Metazoa; Chordata; Mammalia; Primates; Lemuridae
Gene: MAML1
Product: mastermind like transcriptional coactivator 1
Exons: 5
Coding region: 277-3354 (1025 amino acids)
Biological process (GO): positive regulation of transcription of Notch receptor target; Notch signaling pathway
Cellular component (GO): nucleoplasm; nuclear speck
Molecular function (GO): transcription coactivator activity
Source: RefSeq, a predicted model, not a curated record